CUCUGAGCGGCCCCGGCGCGCGGUCGGCGUGGCAACCCUGUUCCCUCGCGCGCCUUUGCCGCUCCUUCGGCCGCGGAUGCAGCGCCGCGAGGACCUCGCCGUCCCUCGCCUGGGGCGGGCCCCGGCCGUCCCCCGCCUGGGCCGGGCUCCGGGCGGCCUCCAGUCGGCCCCGGGCGCCGGCAUGUCGCGCAGGCCGGGCCGCGGGGGAGGGCCGCGGGGCCCCCAGCCGCCGCCCCUCCUGCCGCCCUCCGCCACCGGCUCGGCCGCGCCGGCCCCCAGCUCCGCGCCCACCCCGCUGAUGCCCGGCGCCACGGUGAAGGCCGAGCCCGAGAACAAGUACCUGCCCGAGCUCAUGGCCGAGAAGGACAGCCUGGACCCCUCCUUCACGCACGCCAUGCAGCUCCUGCAAGCCGAAAUCGAAAAAAUUCAGAAAGAUGAUACAAAGAAGGAUGAAGAAGAGACAUAUUUGGACUUGUUUUCCCACAAGAACAUGAAGCUGAAGGAACGAGUUCUGAUACCAGUCAAGCAAUAUCCCAAGUUUAACUUCGUUGGGAAGAUUCUGGGACCCCAGGGUAACACCAUCAAGCGGCUGCAGGAAGAAACUGGAGCAAAGAUAUCUGUUCUUGGGAAGGGGUCAAUGAGAGACAAGGCAAAGGAGGAGGAACUGCGCAAAGGAGGUGAUCCAAAGUAUGCUCACUUAAACAUGGACCUGCAUGUUUUCAUUGAAGUCUUUGGGCCACCUUGUGAGGCCUAUGCUCUAAUGGCCCAUGCUAUGGAAGAGGUCAAGAAGUUCCUUGUUCCGGAUAUGAUGGAUGACAUCUGCCAGGAACAGUUUUUGGAGCUGUCCUAUCUCAAUGGAGUGCCAGAACCAACACGUGGCCGGGGGCUUCCUGUGCGAGGGAGGGGGGCUGUGCCUCCCCCUCCUCCUGUUCCAAGGGGACGUGGCGUGGGACCUCCGCCACCACCUCCACGUGGAGCCCUGGUACGAGGGGCCCCGGUGAGGGGGGCCCUUUCAAGAGGAGCAGCUGUUGCCCGUGGUGUUCCUCCUCUUCCAGCGGUGAGAGGUGCCCCUACCCCAAGAGCUCGUGCAGCAGGCAUUCAAAGAAUACCUCUUCCUCCCCCUCCUGCACCAGAGGCUUACGAAGAUUAUGGUUAUGACGAUGCUUACGCGGAACAAAGCUACGAAGGGUAUGAAGGCUACUACAGCCAGGGUCAACAGGAAACUGAAUAUUAUGACUAUGGACACGGUGAGGCACAAGAGUCCUAUGAAGCAUAUGGUCAAGAUGAUUGGAAUGGAACCAGGCCCUCACUCAAGGCCCCCCCGGCUAGGCCAGUGAAGGGAGCGUACAGAGAGCACCCAUACGGCCGCUAUUAAAGCAUUCUUCAUGAGGGGAAAAUAUCACAUAUGAGAAAACAGUUGUUUCUGAUUCUUGUAUCUCCCAGGAUUCCUGUUGCUUUACCCACAACUGACAAGUAAUUGUCUCCCUGAUUUUUCUCUGACUCCCUUUUUCUCCCACCUCCAUCCCCGCCACCAACGAACCUGCAUUCUAGCUUCUGUAUGUAGUAUUUUAAAAUGAGUUAGAUAAUAGAAGAUUGAAUUCAAUUUUUAAGUGUGUAGAUUGCUUUUCUUUCUCUGUUUAGAUAUAUAAACACAACUGUACCUUUUAAAAAGUUGAGUUAAAAUGUUAGUUUUCCAAAGUGACAUGCUUGCUUAACAGUUAUGAAACUAAAGUCUGUUAAUCUUUAAGUAUUUUGUUGGGUUUUUUAGGCAACCCAUAAAAGCUAUAGUUACAGAUUCCCCAAAGUAGGCUACAUUUCAAAAUUCAGUGUUUUUUAUGAAUUAAAAACAUAAUGUAAUAGUAAUGACUGCCGCAGUUUAAAAGCAACCUCAUGUCAAAACUUUGCCCUUAAAAAGCAGAUUGCUUGAUUAAUCUUAAGUUUAAAUGUUAAUAGAGAAAAUCCUUCUUAACAAAUUAAACAGUAAUUUUUUGUUGUUGCUUUCAGUCAGUAUAACUUAAAAAAAAUUAAGUUUGUAAUGGUGACAUUUCCCUUGUGGGUUUUGAAAUCUAGCUGAGAUGGUAGUGGAAGAAGUUGUCCACCCAAAAAAAAAGUUGUUCUUAGCUUAAUUCUGUGUGAGGAACUUUUAAGAGAAGUGGACAUCAAGCUGCUCUGUAAUUUUUAUAUUGCUCUAUAACUGCCCAGUGUUUUGAUAUUAGGAAGUAUUAAAUGAACAGUAGCUGUGCGUUGUGUCUUUUUUCUUUUCUUUUUUUUAAAUGAAGAGCUAAACACUUGACCAUGUUUGUAGUCUAUAAUAGAGCUCAUGCUUAAAAUCGACAAAAACGGUCAACGUAGCCAUUCCAAUGGCAUGUUCAAGUGUAUCUCGACACGAACAUUAUGUUUAAAAAGGGACAUUGCAGCUG
This is a messenger RNA of Euleptes europaea (tarantolino), 2420 nucleotides long. RefSeq names its product KH RNA binding domain containing, signal transduction associated 1 (gene KHDRBS1). Gene Ontology annotation, biological process: regulation of alternative mRNA splicing, via spliceosome. Bases 77 to 1375 code for a protein of 432 amino acids. NCBI's taxonomy places the organism in Eukaryota, Metazoa, Chordata, Lepidosauria, Squamata, Sphaerodactylidae. The record is from RefSeq and is a predicted model, not a curated record. The transcript has 9 exons. Gene Ontology annotation, molecular function: mRNA binding; poly(A) binding. Gene Ontology annotation, cellular component: nucleus.